Messenger RNA from Coniophora puteana RWD-64-598 SS2, 1910 nucleotides. Its product is annotated as CMGC CLK protein kinase. Gene Ontology annotation, cellular component: nucleus. Gene Ontology annotation, biological process: protein phosphorylation. The transcript has 8 exons. NCBI's taxonomy places the organism in Eukaryota, Fungi, Basidiomycota, Agaricomycetes, Boletales, Coniophoraceae. The coding region runs from base 4 to 1524 and encodes 506 amino acids. The record is from RefSeq and is a predicted model, not a curated record. Gene Ontology annotation, molecular function: ATP binding; protein kinase activity.
AUAAUGCCCACCCCUCCAGUCACCUCCCGCAAACGCAAACGCGCACAUCAGUACACAGUCAGCUAUAGUGAAGUACAAGAAGUGGAUCCUGAAGGCAGAGUCCGCGAAGUCAUCGUUAUAGAUGACACUCCACCUCCUCCAUCAACGCUAUCGCCCGCAACGUCCCACCACAAUGGUUACUCGGCCUCCUACCAGCCUCCUAUAUACUCCGCUCCCGUGCGCACGAGGGCCAGGGCAGCUGCCGAGGCUCAGGCGCUUUCUGCGAGCACAUCCUCUGCUGUCAUGCCCGCCCCUCCAAUCAAGAAGAGAAAGCGGGAGCCCGCCGACGAGUCCCGGCUUCUUCCCAAAAAGCCAGUAAUACCUCAUCAACAGCCUCCCCAGCAAGCACUCACUUCAACAAAGUCUUGGGCUAGCGGCAGCGGGGCUGCCACUGCAGGCGCUUCGACUGGCCCUGUUUCUUGUGAUGACAAGGAAGGUCAUUAUCUUAUACACCCCGAUGAUAUGAUUCAUCACAGAUAUCGUGUUGUGCGCUUGCUUGGCCAGGGGACUUUUGGUAAGGUUGUGGAGGCCGUCGACACGCACACCAGCAACAAAGUUGCCAUCAAGAUUAUACGCGCGAUACCCAAGUAUCGCGAUGCAAGCAAGAUAGAAAUUCGCGUCCUGCAGCGACUCAAAGAAAGGGACCCUCUCAAUCAACACAAAUGCAUACAUCUACUACAAUCUUUCGACCAUCGCAACCACGUAUGCUUGGUAUCGGAGCUCCUAGGAAUGUGCUUGUACGACUUCUUGAAAGAGAACGACUUCGCCCCAUUUCCUCGCCACCACAUACAGUCUUUCGCAAGACAGCUCCUCGGAAGUGUAGCUUUCUUACAUGAUUUGCAUUUGAUCCACACGGAUUUGAAGCCAGAGAAUAUUCUACUGGUUCGUAACGAUUUCAGGGAAAUUGCAGUGCCCGUGCCUGGGAAGAAGAAUGCGCCUCCGCGGACUAAGCGGAUACUAAACUCAACCGACAUCCGGCUCAUCGACUUCGGCUCAGCUACUUUUGAGGAAGAAUAUCAUUCGAGUGUAGUAGCCACUCGUCACUACCGAGCGCCGGAAAUCAUUCUCGGUUUGGGUUGGUCGUAUCCUUGUGAUGCAUAUUCACUAGGCUGCAUUCUAGUCGAAUUUUACACUGGUGUCGCCCUCUAUCAGACACACGACAACCUUGAGCACCUGGCAAUGAUGGAGGCUGUCAUGGGCAAGAUGCCAGAACAUUUUGCCCGCCGUGGCGCACGCUCAAAGCCCGAAUUCUUCAAAGAAGGGUCUAAACUUGACUGGCCAAAGCCGAAGGCAUCGCGGCAAAGCAAGAAGGAUGUUAAAGCCACGAGGAUGCUUCAGGAUGUAAUACCACCGACUGACAUCAUGAACCAGCAUUUCCUGGACCUUGUUCGGAGGCUUCUCGCGUUUGACCCCAACCAACGACUUACUGUGCGGGAAGCCCUUCAUCACCCCUAUUUCUCCCUAGCCAUUUCCGAGGAAGCAUGAUAUCCGACUUUCUCUAUCUGUCGUAUAUCACCUCACUGCUCAAGCUGGAUGCUUGCCUGGUCCUGCAGCUGUCGUUCUGCGCGAUCUACGUACUCUUGCCGAACACUCGACCAUCGUGUCCCGACUUUCCAAACCGGAUUGAAUUAUUAUUAUGGUCCUGUAUCAAACAUAUCCACUCAUUUGCCUUCCUUGUUUCUCUUCUUAUUGUCAGUUUCGCGCACUUCCGGCUACUUGACGAUCACUCUCUAACUCUAACCCAAGUGCAAUAAUUAGUCGCCAUCAUCUUCCCUCAAGCAUUAUCAUAUGUCGUUUCAUGCACGUCUUGUACCAUGCUAUUAUGGCUCUCCGCGCGCAACAGGUCCGCCGGCGCCUAUGUUGUAUUCCCA